Messenger RNA from Homalodisca vitripennis (glassy-winged sharpshooter), 810 nucleotides. RefSeq names its product THO complex subunit 3 (gene tex). Gene Ontology annotation, biological process: mRNA export from nucleus. Gene Ontology annotation, molecular function: protein binding. Gene Ontology annotation, cellular component: THO complex part of transcription export complex. The record is from RefSeq and is a predicted model, not a curated record. NCBI's taxonomy places the organism in Eukaryota, Metazoa, Arthropoda, Insecta, Hemiptera, Cicadellidae.
AUGGUUUGUUUUGAGGCAACCAAAGAGUUCACAUUCGGGGGCCACGGAGGUAGUGUUGACCAGGUAUGUUGGCAUGCUUCAAACCCAGAGUUGCUCAGCACGGCCAGCGGUGACAAGAGUGUGCGAAUUUGGGAUGCGAGAUAUCAGAAAUGUGCAGCAACCAUUAAUACAAAAGGAGAAAACAUAAACAUAACAUGGUCACCAGAUGGCAAUACAAUAGCAGUCGGCAAUAAAGAAGAUCUUGUCACUUUCAUAGACUCACGGACAUAUAAGAUUAAAGCCGAAGAACAAUUUAAUUUUGAGGUUAAUGAGAUCUCAUGGAAUAAUCAAAGCUCUCUAUUUUUCCUCACUAACGGACAAGGCUGUAUCCAUAUAUUGAGUUAUCCCGAGCUAGAAUUGCAGCAUGUACUAAAAGCACACCCAGGUACCUGUAUUUGUAUAGAAUUCGACCCCACUGGAAGAUAUUUUGCAACAGGAUCUGCUGACGCUUUAGUUUCACUUUGGGACGUUGAUGAACUGGCAUGUGUGAGGACCUUCUCUAGGUUAGAUUGGCCAGUCAGAACGAUCAGCUUCAGCCACGAUGGGCAGCUCCUAGCGUCGGCUAGCGAAGACCUGGUGAUUGACAUAGCGGAAGUUGAGACGGUGAGCGAAGGGUCGGGGACAUUCCCGUUGAAGCUGCCCACCUUCACUGUCGCGUGGCACCCGAAGAUGUACCUCCUCGCGUACGCCUGUGACGAUAAGGAACAGUACGAUCGCAAACGGGACACCGGGAAUCUCAAAGUGUUCGGGUUUCCUUCAGACUAGUGUUAA